AUGAAUAAAGCAACAACAACCACAACAACUGCAACAACUACAACAACAACAAGCGCAACAACAACAACCACGACAACAAGUACUUCUACGACUUCAACGACAACAACAACAACUACUACCACGACAACAACAACAACAACUACCACGACAACAACAACAACUACUACCACGACAACAACCACUACUACUACUAGUACGACUACUACUUCAACAACGUCGACAUCGACCACAUCAACAACAACUACUACUACAACCACAACUACUAGCACUAGCACUACUUCAACAACGUCAACAUCGACAACAACUACUACUACAACCACAACUACUAGCACUAGCACUACUUCAACAACAGCAACCACAACAACAUCAACAACAGCAACCACAACAACAUCAACAACAGCAACCACAACAACAUCAACAACAGCAACCACAACAACAUCAACAACAGCAACCACAACAACAGCAACAACAACAACAACAACUCCAUCACCUUGUGAUUGCCAUUAUUGUGGUUCUUCUUCUUGUACUUGCAAUUGUAAGUGUGGUGAUUGUAGUUGUGGCUCUUGUAGUUGUGGUUCUGGUUCUGGUUCUUGUACUUGUGAUGAUGGUUAUGGUGCUAAUACUGGUGGUGGUUUUGGUUCUGCUACUAGCGUUAACUCUACUCUUGCUGCUAGUUGUAGUUGUAAUUCUACGGAUACUUGUCCAUAUUGUAAUAGUAAUAGCGGUUGCUGUUCUUCGUCGGACGGUUGUAAUACUAGUUGUGUUGGUGGUAAUCUUUGCUAUUAUAAUCAAACUUUUUAUACUUAUACUGAUUUUUGUGCACUUCUUCUUUGUAGUAGUACGUUCUAUACUAAUUAUGGUACCCAUACUUCUUAUCCUUGUAGUUGUAGUGGCUGCACUACUUCAAAUUGUAAUACUAAUUGCCGUUCUGGUUGUAAUGGUGCUAGUUGUAUGUGUAAUUUUAAUAAUGAUCCUAGUUGUCAUUUUAGUACUUGUUUUGGUCAGAGUGGUUGUGCUAUUACUUUUUCUGCUGUUACUACUACUUAUAAUGUUUCUUAUUAUUAUUGUCAUUUUUAA
Molecule: messenger RNA, 1077 nt
Organism: Rotaria socialis
Lineage: Eukaryota; Metazoa; Rotifera; Eurotatoria; Philodinida; Philodinidae
Source: the annotation of a GenBank genome assembly